CUGCACAGCUUACAGCAAUAGUUCUCAUACCAAAAAUUCUCAAAAGCCUUUUUCUGAGGACAAGACACUGUCAGCUCUCCCCACGUACACAGCCAGAAUGCAGAGGCUGUAGUCGCCUCAUAUUUGAAUGACAUCUGACUAAAGCACUUCGUCCUUAGUGCUGCAUGCGAUUUAUUUCUCUCUAAACUCUCCCAGUGACUCCUAAAUCUCUUGUCACUUCCUCAGCCAUCUCCUACCUCAUCUCCUUGCAUCCACUGACUAUUGCUUGUCCUACUGUCCCUCUCCAGAGUGUGACCACCAUCUCCUUGUCUCUCGCACAUCCUUCCUGCUGCCUCUGGUGCCCUACGGCCACAUGUCACCUCAGGCCGGGAUGCUGGUGUGGAGCCCAGCCUGACAUGACUGGCAGACCCCACCAGCACAUCUCUGCUGUGCAGUAUCACUUUCUAAGCUAGCUUUGGUAACCAGGACACAUUUCCUCAGCCUGUUCCUGCAAGGACAGGGCCAGUCUGAUUGCCCUAGCAAGCUGUACCCAUUUGAUUCUGAUCUGUUUUCUCAGGCUUGAUAAAAAUCUACAGUUUUAACAUUCAAAUUAGCUGCAAGUUCAAAAUUCUCCUCCUGCAUGUGUGGGGGGUAGCCCAGCACAGCCAUGUGGCACCCACAAAGCACCUCAGAGAUGGUCAGGGACAGUCAAGCUGCUGAAACCUGGGGGUCUUAAGGACAUGGAGAGACCCGUGCUCCAAAGGAGACAGAGAGGAAAGCUGGGUCCAGCCAUGGCCCUAGACCUCCGUGUGCCCUCUGUGCCUCCAACAGACACUUUCCUUUCUGGCAGCCUUCAUCCCGUGGGAGAGACCAGCUUUGAGCACACAGUGGAGCUGCAAGGAAUCAUGUUCAACAGCAGCUUGCAGAGGGAGAACUCGGACUAUUACAGGGUGCUGACACCCGCCCUCGAGAGGCUGUUUCUGUCCAGUUUCCAGGACUCCCAGCUGGACUGGAGCUGCACUGGUUGCACCAUCCUGGGCUACAGGAAUGGGAACUCAAGCGUACUCGUCCGUUUCCCCCGCCUCCACUUCAGCCGCCAGGAUUCCCAUCCCCUGAGCUCUGCCACGGAGGAGGAAGCUCUCAGACAUGGCCUGGCAGCUGCCCUGCACGAGCAGGGUCUCUCCCUGGCUGCCUAUGGGACAAUAUCCUCAGCUUCUCUUACAGGUCCCAGUGAGGUUUCUCCAUACAGACCAGGACUGAAAUCAGGGAGCUGCCCUGGAGACUUGUUCACUUGCCGCAACAAGCAGUGCGUGUCGAAAGAAAACCCAGAAUGUGAUGGCCAAAAGGACUGCCCUGAUGCCUCUGAUGAAAAGGGCUGCGACUGCGGGAGCCGCCCUGCCAUGCAGACUGCCACCAGGAUAGUCGGAGGCUCAGAGGCAUCCAGAGGGGAGUUCCCAUGGCAAGUCAGCCUGCGAGAGAACAACGAACAUUUCUGUGGUGCUGCAAUCCUCACAGAGAAGUGGCUGGUGUCUGCUGCUCACUGCUUUACUGAGUUUCAGGACCCAGCCAUGUGGGCAGCUUACACGGGGACCACCUCCAUUAGCGGUAUGGACAAAGGCACAGUAAAAAUGGGCAUCGCACGGAUCAUCCCGCAUCCCUCCUACAACACAGACACAGCUGACUAUGAUGUGGCUGUGCUGGAGCUGAAGAGACCUGUGACCUUUACUAAGUACAUCCAGCCUGUGUGCCUGCCAGAUGCUGGGCAUCACUUCCCCACCAGCAAGAAGUGCCUUAUCUCUGGCUGGGGCUACCUCAAGGAGGAUUUCUUGGUGAAACCCGAGUUCCUGCAGAAAGCAACAGUGGAGCUGCUGGACCAGACGCUGUGCUCCAGCCUCUACAGCCAUGCCCUCACAGACAGGAUGUUGUGUGCUGGCUACCUGGAGGGGAAAAUAGAUUCCUGCCAGGGUGACUCUGGUGGGCCCCUGGUUUGUGAAGAACCAUCUGGCAAGUUCUUCCUGGCAGGAAUCGUGAGCUGGGGAAUUGGAUGUGCUGAAGCCAGACGGCCUGGGGUUUACACACGCGUUACCAAACUGAGAGACUGGAUCUUGGAUGCUAUUUCUCCCUUUCCCAACUCCAUAGCGCGUACUGUCCCACUAAUACACUCCAGUACUAACAGUAACGUGGUCACCACUGAAGAGCUCAACAGCACCACCAGAGCAAUCCCCACCACCUCACCAGCCCCAGCUGCCAGCGAGCCAGCACCUGCAUCCAGACCGCAAGAGUGCGGAGGAAGACCUGGGCUCUCUAAACCCAGCAAGAUCGUGGGAGGAACAGAUGCUUCCAGAGGAGAGAUCCCCUGGCAAGUCAGCCUGAGAGAAGACUCGAUGCAUUUCUGUGGAGCCACCAUAAUUGGGGACCGCUGGCUGCUGUCAGCAGCUCACUGCUUCAAUGAGACAGAUCCAGAAGAGAUUGAAGCCUACAUGGGAACGACAUCACUAAAUGGAACAGAUAGGAACACGGUGAAAGCCAACGUAACAAGAGUCAUCCAGCAUCCUCUCUUCAACCCUAUCCUUCUGGACUUCGAUGUGGCUGUACUUGAGCUGGCAGAACCCCUUGUCUUCAGCAAAUACAUCCAGCCUAUCUGCCUCCCACUUACGGUGCAGAAGUUUCCUGUUGGCAAGAAAUGCAUCAUUUCUGGGUGGGGAAACCUCCAAGAAGGGAAUUUCACCAAGCCUGAGAGCCUGCAGAAAGCUUCUGUGGGCAUCAUAGACCAGAAGACUUGCAACUUCCUCUACAACUUCUCCCUCACUGACCGAAUGAUCUGUGCUGGCUUCCUGGAAGGGAAGAUAGACUCGUGCCAGGGCGAUUCAGGUGGGCCUUUGGCCUGUGAGGUCACCCCAGGCGUGUUUUAUCUGGCUGGCAUCGUGAGCUGGGGAAUUGGCUGUGCCCAGGCUAAGAAACCUGGCGUGUACUCCAGAAUUACCAAAUUCUACGACUGGAUCCUGGAUACCAUCUCACAGUAUGCCAGUCCUGGCACAAGCACUCCUUCCAGUUCAGCCAUCACCAGCACUUCUACUGCAGCCAUCCUCACACGCCGCGCCAGUACAACAGCUACAAGAGCCGUCAACAGAACCACCCUGAGCACAAAGACCACAGCACCCACGAAGGAAACUUCCACAGCUCUGGGAACCACUGAGCCUGCCAAGCCCACCCAAACCCCAGUGGUGCCUUGUACCAGCUUCACCUUCAGGUGUUCCAGCAAUGUCUGUAUAGGAAAAGAAAAUCCUGAAUGUGAUGGAGUUGUUGACUGCAGCAAUGGCUUUGAUGAAAGCAAUUGCGACUGUGGCUUAACUACUGCUCUGGCCUUCAGCAAGAUCGUGGGUGGGAGCACUGCAGCUCGAGGAGAAUGGCCCUGGCAAGUCAGCCUCUGGCUUCGGCAGAAGGAGCACAAGUGCGGGGCUGUCCUCAUCGCUGACAGGUGGCUGCUCUCUGCAGCUCACUGCUUUGAUAUUUACAGUGACCCCAAAAUGUGGGUGGCCUUUCUAGGAACACACUUCCUGAGUGGCAUCGAUGGCAAAAUGGAGAAAAUAUUCCGUAUCUACAAGCACCCUUUUUACAACGUCUACAGCCUGGACUACGACGUGGCGCUGCUAGAGCUGAACAUGCCCGUCAAGUUCAGCAGCACCAUCAAACCUAUAUGUCUCCCAGACAGUUCACACAUCUUCCACGAAGGAGCCAGAUGCUUCAUCACAGGCUGGGGUUCCACGAAGGAAGGAGGUCUCAUGUCAAAGCAUCUGCAAAAAGCAGCAGUGAACGUGAUCGGAGACCAGGCCUGCAAAAAGUUCUACCCUGUCCAGAUCAGCAGCAGGAUGGUGUGUGCCGGUUUCCCACACGGUACCGUCGACAGUUGUUCAGGUGAUGCUGGUGGUCCUCUGGCAUGUCAAGAACCCUCAGGAAGGUGGUUUCUAGCAGGAAUCACAAGCUGGGGCUACGGCUGUGCCAGGCCGUACUUUCCUGGUGUCUACACUAAAGUCACAGCUGUCCAAGGCUGGAUUGCGCAGAACCUCAAGCUCUGAAGCUGCAUUUUACUACUCAGGGAAGGCAAUGAAUGAGAGGAGUAAUUGGCAGGGGAUGCACUAACCCCGCACCUACCGUACGUUUUUUGAUACUGCGAAGGGGUAACGAUGACCUGCAGGUAUUAAGCAAAUGAGUCUGUCGUGAACCACUGCAGUCAUGGCACCAGGGUAUUUGAUAACUGCUUUGCAUAGAGAGGUACAAUUCUAGACGUUUUUUCUAUAAAUAAAUGAGGCCUGUCCCAUCUUCAGACCUGGCCAAACAUCCUACGCAUCAAAACCCGGCCUUUCAAGUUGGAGCGGUGCCAGAAACAUCUGCCAGAGAUUUCACAUAGCGUGGUUUAGCUCUAUGCUCAUCUACUGUCCUCCCAAGGUCAAUCCAAGAGAUGAGAGGACCUUGUCCCAGCCCUGAGCUAUGCCCUUGCGGAAGCCUCAAGACCUCACAGCCUGGAUGGAGCUGUUAUAAUGUGCAAUGGCUUUUGGAAGGGGUAUGCUACCACUUCAAAGCAGAAUCUAUGCUUGGUACUAGUACCUGUAAGCUCCAUGGCUUACCAUUUGACUGCAAGAGAAGGUUAGGACUAAGACACUUGGACUUCAGACUGCCCAGGCCCCCAUCCAUUUUAAAGAAUCAGUACAGGCUUCUCACCCCUGCCACAGCUCCCUUUGUGUAAGGGAACAGUUGAUUCAGUUGUCGAGGACCAAGGCAUAGCAGUCACACAGAGCACUGUUCUGGUUAAGCCUGGUGGGAAGAAUUCAACCUGCUGAGAGGGGCCCAAGCAUCCGAUUCAUCCAGUGGGAAGCCCAGUCCCACUAGCUAGCUAAGGCACACAAUUGCAUUUGUACUGAAGAAAAAAAUGCUGCAAGGCUCGUGUGUAAAGCCUUAGACAGACCUGGACAUCUCUGUAUAAGCUUGACCAUCAAAAUAGAGCAGCGGUUAAGUUCUGUUAGCUCCCCAACCUCAUUCCUAGGCUUUUGCAGGUAAGCUGUGCAUCUGGGUACAGCAGUAGGUUUCUUCUUUCCCAACCCGUAGAAUCAUAGAAUGAUCUAGGUUGGAAAAGACCUUCAAGAUCAAGUCUAGCCAUCAAUCUGACCCACCGAGUCCCAUCUCUAAAUCACAUCCCUUAGUGCCACAUUCACCUGGCAACGAGACCCACAGCUCUCCCAGCUAGAGCACUAGCAAGGUGGGAGACCUGGCUUCCAGGCUCAGCUCACAGCGGGUUCAGUUCCAGAGCUGGAACACUUGUGGGAUGUUCCCUCUGCUGAAACAGGACUGCCGUACAGCCAGGACCACAACAUUCAAACAGCCAGAAAGAAAAGUAAAAAGACCCCUAUGAGAAUGUGGUCAGAAGGCACUUGUAUUUUCAAGUACUCUUUCUGCCUGAUUCGGGUGGGAAACUCCAGUUUAGUUUCAAUUAUUCCAAACAUCCAGAUAUCUCUUAAUAUAUUAUCUUGUGAGAGCACUUUAUUCCCUGUAUUGAAGCCACCACACUGGAAGUUGAAAUGAAAUCCAAUUCCCCCUUAUUCCUUUGAUCAUCCUAGCAGGUUAAGGAGAAGUCAGUCUCUUCCAGUCUGUCUCUGCCCCAGCCAAUAUUGAAAUAUUUUAUAAAAUAUGGAAGUGCUUCAACAGAAAGAAUUCCAAAAACAUCAUUACAGGGGUACAGGCAUUUUUAAUAUCCAACACACUACUCUUCCAGCCGCUGGGCAUACUGCAGACCACACAACACAUAUCGACCAUUCCAGGAGUGGUGUGCAAGCUAAGCACAAUACUGUGUACCUGCAAAGGAGACCCAAAUACUGUUACAGAAGUGCUCCUUCCCAAAGAAACGAAACCUGAAAGGUAGGCUGGCUCCAAGACAGAAUGCUUGUGUCAGUGCCAAACCAGAAGUUACAGAAAAUCACAGCCACACAUUUUUUUUCCUUUGAAGAAAUCAACUUAUGUAGUUCCUAACCCAUUUCAUACACGGUCUAUCACUCCGAAGGUGUGCUUGUACAACUAUUUGCAAGGCUGUGCUGCCAGCUCAGUAAGUACGCCCUUGACUCCCAGUGCACUGCUUGAGCUAAAUCUUCAUUUCAGCCCCACAAACAGCUAUAUAAACACAAGGGAGGAAAGGGCCAACUGCGCCAUGGAGAGCAUCUCAUUGCAGUUUUUCUACUGAUGAAAAGGGACUAGGUAACUACCUGAUGGCUGGGUCCAGGCUUGCUUCCUGGGCAAGGGGACUCUGUUGGUGGCUUGGCCCCCCCUUUUCCACAGAAG
Cygnus olor (mute swan) is the source of this 6306-nucleotide messenger RNA. It is a transcript of the gene TMPRSS9, whose product is annotated as transmembrane serine protease 9. Lineage: Eukaryota; Metazoa; Chordata; Aves; Anseriformes; Anatidae. The coding region runs from base 720 to 4055 and encodes 1111 amino acids. Gene Ontology annotation, biological process: proteolysis. The record is from RefSeq and is a predicted model, not a curated record. The transcript is spliced from 18 exons. Gene Ontology annotation, molecular function: protein binding; serine-type endopeptidase activity.